Molecule: messenger RNA, 2961 nt
Organism: Pyricularia grisea
Lineage: Eukaryota; Fungi; Ascomycota; Sordariomycetes; Magnaporthales; Pyriculariaceae
Exons: 8
Coding region: 828-2564 (578 amino acids)
Biological process (GO): carbohydrate transport; transmembrane transport
Cellular component (GO): membrane
Molecular function (GO): carbohydrate:proton symporter activity
Source: RefSeq, a predicted model, not a curated record
UACCACCUCACAUCACUCCUUCAUUUCAAUUUACCCCUCACCCCGGACAACAAAAAAGUGAGGAUACGAACCACAAAGACUUCCCUGCCGGCGCCUCUCCCCCGCAUGAUGAUUCCAAGGAUCAUAUGUUGCAGUUAUAUCUGAUUCGCACGGCUGAUUUGGAGGUAUGUGCUACCCGCACCUCGGAGCUGGGAUGAGAAUCGAAUCAACCCAAGGGUGCGGAGAAGUAUUCGGCGUAAUUCCAGAUGGAUGAGCUGCCCUGCUGCAUGCAGCUGCUGGUUGUCCGAUGGUCGGUAAGACGAUGAGAAGCUCUAGAACUAGAGAACUUUUAUUUUUUUCUUUUAUCUUUUAAGAGUGGCAACUUCCCUCACCAUUUAUAAACAAAGUAGAUCCUUUUCCACGGUUCAGUCUUUCCAUCUGCCGUCACGCUAGUUGAAGUACAAGUUUCUGCCCUUGCUGCCUUCCCAAGCAACCCGUUACUGUUUGUGAUCUGGGCACGAGAUCAAAAUAAUCGCAUCUGGAAUUGGAAUCCAUAGGCUGCAUGCCUUUUUGCCUUUUGAAGUUCUCUAGCUCUUGACUUGUAUUUUUUUUCUCCGUCUAGGAUUGCCAUCAUCACCAGCACACGAUUUUAUAUAUCGACAGUUGAUUCUCUAGCAUAUAAUCAUAAAAGUCUUCUUGGCAUCUGAUACGAUUCGAUUAUCUGCGACACCGCCCAAAUCGGCCAGGUCUCGUUCCUCCCCGGAGGCUACACCACUAUAGAUAUAUCCCGGAACACCUUUCGAGAGUAUCAGUUCACCACCUACAAGACCGCUGCAACCUCUGCCGAUAUGCCAGCCCCCGGCGGUGAUUCUGGCGGGUAUGGCCUCGCGCUGGAGAGGCGUGAGGCCAUCAUGGGCGCCAGCGGACCCAGGGCCAUCCUCAAGAACUUCAAGGUUUUCAGGGUUGCCCUCUUCGCCUGCAUUGGAGGUAUAUUGUACGGGUACAAUCAGGGAAUGUUCUCUGGCGUGCUUGCCAUGCCUUCAUUUCAGAGACACAUGGGAGAAUGGGCGCCUUUGGACCCUGACGCGGAUCAGGCAAAGAAAGGUUGGCUUACUGCCAUUCUAGAGCUUGGCGCAUGGAUCGGAACCCUUCUAUCGAGUUUUCUUGCCGAGAUCCUGUCCCGCAAGUACGGAAUCCUGGUUGCUUGCGCAGUCUUCAUGAUUGGAGUUGUCAUUCAGGCCUGCGCCGUUACGAUCAAUGUCGAUCUAGCCCACAAUGCCAUCCUCGCGGGUCGCUUCAUCACCGGAAUGGGUGUAGGAUCCUUGGCGAUGAUUAUCCCUAUUUACAACUCGGAAGUUGCUCCUCCUGAAGUCCGUGGCGCUCUAGUGGCUUUGCAGCAGCUGUCCAUUUGCUUUGGCAUUAUGAUUAGCUUUUGGAUUGACUACGGAACAAACUUCAUUGGUGGCACGACCGUCGAGACACAGCUAGAUGCGGCAUGGCUGACACCGACGACUCUACAACUUUUCCCUGCACUGGUACUCUUCAUUGGCAUGAUAUUCAUGCCUUUCAGUCCUCGUUGGCUCAUCCACCAUAAUCGCGAGGAGGAUGGAAUCCGAGUUCUGGCAAACCUUCGUGGGCUUCCCUCAGACAAUGAGCUGAUUCAACUGGAGUUCCUUGAGAUCAAGGCGCAGUCAUUGUUCGAAAAACGAAGCGUCGCCGAGCAGUUCCCUGAGCUUUCAAACCCGACAGUGUGGAACACGUUCAAGCUUCAGUUUGUCGCGAUUGGCAGACUCUUCAAAACACGAUCGAUGUGGAAGCGUAUAAUUGUUGCAACAGUCACUAUGUUCUUCCAGCAGUGGACAGGCAUCAACGCAGUCCUCUACUACGCGCCAAGUAUUUUCAAGCAACUAGGUCUCAGCAGCAACGAAGUCUCUUUGCUGGCCACUGGUGUCGUUGGCGUAGUCAUGUUCAUCGCAACCAUCCCAGCAGUUCUUUGGAUCGACAGGGCUGGAAGAAAGCCAGUCCUCACGAUUGGUGCCCUUGGAAUGUCCUUCUGUCAUUUCGUCAUUGCCAUCAUCUUGGCCAAGAACAUCGACAGAUUUGAUUCUCAGAAGGCUGCCGGUUGGGCUGCAUGCGCCAUGGUCUGGCUCUUUGUGAUUCACUUUGGUUACUCUUGGGGCCCAUGCGCCUGGAUCAUUAUCGCCGAGAUUUGGCCCAUGAGCGUCCGACCCUACGGUGUUGCUCUUGGUGCUUCCAGCAACUGGAUGAACAACUUCAUCGUCGGCCAAGUCACUCCAAUAAUGUUGCAGAAGAUUACAUACGGCACAUAUUUGCUUUUCGCCAUUUUGACGCUUAUGGGCGCCGGGUUCAUCUGGUUUUUCGUACCUGAGACAAAGAGGCUGACCCUGGAAGAGAUGGACCUUGUUUUUGGCUCAAGCGGAACGACUCAGGCAGAUCUUGAGCGCCAGAGGGAAAUAAACAUCGAGAUUGGUCUUGAUCGGGCUGCUGGGGCUCUAGGUACUUCCGAGAGGCCUCACAGUUUGAGUGAUGAGAAGGAAAAGCCGAACACCGACACUGUGGUCUGAAGGAUAUUUCAAAAUGGGAAAUGUUCUCUUAGUCUAUGCUAUUUCUUGUCUGGCAGACUGCACGAGUUACUGCAUCUAGUUUGGUUUGACUAGUCCCAUCGAACCCAAAAACUUGAUGAUUAUUGUUUUCUCUUCAAAAUAUUAGACCACUGUUUUUGUGGUACUUCCAUGCUACUGUUUACCCUUGUUACACCUACCAAUACCCCUUAUUCUCUUCUCUCGAAUUCUUGAUUACUUUCUUGUCUCCCGUUAUUCACGAUUACUUUGGCGACCGCUCCAUGGCCUUUUCACCUUUUGGGCCAAAAAAGAACUGUUAGAUGCAUUGGUAACUUGGGACAAUAUCACAAGUUCUGGUCUUUCUUUUUAGCUUUUGAUGAUGCUGAAUAUGUUCAAUAGG